Monascus purpureus is the source of this 510-nucleotide messenger RNA. NCBI's taxonomy places the organism in Eukaryota, Fungi, Ascomycota, Eurotiomycetes, Eurotiales, Aspergillaceae. The record is from the annotation of a GenBank genome assembly.
AUGAAAACGUCAACAUUGGUGGCUGCUUCUGCCGGCACGAUCUUGACGGGCCUGCUGGCCUAUGCCGUUUACUUUGACCAUAAGAGACAGACGGACCCCGAAUUCCGGAAAGCCCUGAAGCGGAAUAACCGGCGUAUGGCAAGAGCCGUGAAGGAGGAGGCAGAGGCUCAGGGCGCCAUGCAGCGCGAGGUAAUUAAGAAGGCCGUUGAACGCGCGAAGGAUGAAGGCUUCCCUACCGACCUCGAGGAGAAGGAGGCUUAUUUCAUGGGCCAAGUUUCCACAGGAGAGCACCUGUGUGCUCAAGGCGGUAAUAACCUGGAGGCAGCGCUCGCCUUCUACAAGGCACUGAAGGUCUACCCACAGCCCAAGGACUUGAUCUCGAUAUACGACAAGACCGUCCCCAAGGAAGUCUUGGAGGUUCUGGCAGAAAUGGUGGCUUUGGACGCUGGCUUAAAGCUGGGCUCGUUUACUGGUGAAACUGGCGGUUCCGAUGGCCCCGGAGUCGAGUAA